AUGGUACCUAAUAUUAACGAGAAAACCGUUCUGCCCGGUCGGCACCCCUCACCCGGCCGGGACGCCAUCCGGGACGGCGGCACUGAUCCCGGCCAUCGCACAUCUCGUGGCUCCAGCUGGUGGAAGGUGCACCCGUUCCGCGGCAUGGUCAACGACAUUCGUCGCCGGGCGCCCUUUUACGCCAGCGACUGGGUCGACGCCUGGGACUAUCGUGUGGUGCCGGCCACGGUCUACAUGUAUUUUGCAAAUAUUUUACCCGCUCUGGCCUUCUCCCUCGACAUGUUCACGAAGACAGGGUCGACAUACGGAGUCAACGAAGUCCUCCUGGCUUCCGUUCUCGGCGCUGUAGUCUUUUCGCUGUUGGCUUGCCAGCCUCUGGUCAUUGUCGGUGUCACAGGCCCCAUCACCGUCUUCAACUACACCGUGUACGACAUCAUGAAGUCGACCGGCACCAACUACCUAGCAUUCAUGUGCUGGAUCGGCUUGUGGUCACUCGUAUUCCACUGGAUCCUAGCCAUCACCAACUCUUGCAACUGGCUACGCUACGUCACGCGCUUCCCCUGCGACAUAUUUGGCUUCUAUGUGGCCUGCAUCUACAUCCAAAAGGGCAUCCAGGUGCUUCAGAGGCUCGGCGACGCCGAGCCAUUCUACCUCUCCAUCGUCGCCGCCCUGCUCGUCUUCAUGGUCGCCUACAUCUGCGCGGGCGUCGGCGGGAGCAGCCUGUUUCGCCACCACGUGCGCGUCUUCCUCAAGGAUUACGGAACCCCGCUCACCAUCAUCUUUUUCACUGGGUUUGUCCACAUUGGCAGGAUGAAACCCAUCCAUUUGGAGGUGCUUCCCACUGGCAUCGCCUUCAUGCCCACGGCGGACAGAAGCUGGCUUGUAGACUUCUGGAAAAUCCCUGUCGGAGACGUCUUCCUGGCCAUUCCGUUCGCCAUUCUGUUGACCAUUCUGUUCUGGUUCGACCACAACGUGUCUUCUCUCAUUGCACAGGGAACUGAGUUCCCUCUCAAAAAGCCAGCAGGGUUUCACUGGGACCUCUUUUUGCUCGGCCUCACCACGGGAGUGGCAGGCAUCCUCGGCCUGCCGUUCCCCAACGGCCUCAUCCCGCAAGCUCCAUUCCACACAGACUCCCUGACGGUCAGCAAAUCAGAACCCGUGACGGAUGAGAAGGGCGAGUUCAAGGGUAGCUACGUGACCAAGGCAUCUCACGUGGUCGAGCAGCGCGUGUCCAACCUGGCCCAGGGCCUCCUGACCCUUGGCACGAUGACGGGGCCCCUCCUCGUCGUCCUACACCUCAUUCCGCACGGCGUCUUGGCCGGUCUAUUCUUCGUCAUGGGCGUGCAGGCCCUCGAAGGAAACGGCAUCACCCUCAAGAUCCUCUUCCUCCUGCGAGACAAGAACCUGACUCCGCCGACCCACCCCCUGAAGCAGAUCCAUCGCCGCCGCGCCAUCUGGGAGUUUGUCGCCGUCGAGCUCGUCGGGUUCGGCGCCACCUUUGCCAUUACCCAGACCGUCGCCGCGGUCGGCUUCCCCGUCUUCAUUAUGCUCCUCAUCCCCAUCCGCGCCUGGCUGCUGCCGCGCUGGUUCUCGCCCGAGGAGCUGGGCGCGCUCGACGAGCCGACCGCGUCGUCUUUUACCAUGGAAGGCAUCGGCGGGGUUCACGGAGGCGGAGGUGGAGGCGGCCGUGGCGGCGACUCGAGCGACGACUCGGACGGGACGCGGGUGUCUGACUAUAACAAUGACGGAGGGGCACGUGCUGGUAGACAAGCACCGGGAAAUGAUGAUGGUAUCUUUGCGUCGGCGGAAGCGCCGGGGAGAAGUCGGGAAGACGUGGCGGAGCUUGGGCAGUCUGAGAGUGUGCAGAGUGCGGGAGAGACGACGAGGAGAGGAGGGCACGCUGCCACGGCUGAUUAA
Colletotrichum orchidophilum is the source of this 1917-nucleotide messenger RNA. RefSeq lists its product as uncharacterized. NCBI's taxonomy places the organism in Eukaryota, Fungi, Ascomycota, Sordariomycetes, Glomerellales, Glomerellaceae. Gene Ontology annotation, cellular component: plasma membrane; fungal-type vacuole. Gene Ontology annotation, molecular function: solute:inorganic anion antiporter activity; borate efflux transmembrane transporter activity. The transcript has 4 exons. The record is from RefSeq and is a predicted model, not a curated record. The coding region runs from base 1 to 1917 and encodes 638 amino acids. Gene Ontology annotation, biological process: borate transport; monoatomic anion transport; monoatomic ion homeostasis.